Uranotaenia lowii is the source of this 2321-nucleotide messenger RNA. Its product is annotated as protein brunelleschi-like. Lineage: Eukaryota; Metazoa; Arthropoda; Insecta; Diptera; Culicidae. The record is from RefSeq and is a predicted model, not a curated record. Gene Ontology annotation, cellular component: trans-Golgi network. The transcript is spliced from 3 exons. The coding region runs from base 1042 to 1707 and encodes 221 amino acids.
GUUAUUAGAUUAGGGUGGUGUAAAAUGUCAAAGAGCCCACUCAGCCAUGCUGUGACAUUGUUUACAAAACAAGAACGGAUCAAAGUGCAUCAAGCGCACAGGUAUCACGGUAGCUGUGUGUGGCACGCACGAAGAAAAGGGAGGCGUAUAGCGAAAAAUAACCAUAAAAAAGAGUCGACGACAAAAGAUGAUGUGUCAAAUCAGUGUAGACCUGCUGGCAAGAAAAUUCCUUUCCCGGGAUUGGGGGAGAAAGUUCUCCGUUUGAAGUAUAAAAGGUUAUCGAAGCAGGGAGCAAAAACGAACUGGACCGAAUGAAGAAAAUUGGCCACUAAAUGAGAUCGUCUGUAAGUUACAUGUUAUCGCAAGGACCAGGUGACCCGAUAAUGGCGCAUCCAGACUACGAGCAGCAUCACUAUCAUCACGGUUGUCUGCUAAUCCUUGUGCGCGGAAUCGGUCCACUGAAGCCGCGAUCUCUGCAGCGUGUUUUCGAACGAAUUCAGCGACUGAACAACGUCAAAAUUCCUGAUUCUUCAGGAAUAACUCGAGAUAUUUGGGUCCGAUAUAUUAGAGACCAUCCAGUGGAAAAUAAUGAUUGGGGUGAUUUCCAGCCGCAUCGGAGACUGCUGGGUUUGAUAACAGUUGGCAAAUUCGACAACCAAACCGAGCUGAAUGUAACAAUCUACGGCAGAAAAAAACCGAUAUGGUGAUUAAUCUGAAUUCUGAAACGGCAUCGAUUCCGGACAAAACCUCCGCUUCUUCUAACUCGCCAGCUUCUUCUAUCAGAUAACAUUUUCAUCUGGAUCAGGUGGCAGCACGGCCAGUGGAAGUUCUUCGCUCACCGAUUCUGGAACGCUGGUUAACAAAUCAACUACUACCCAGAAGUUCCCUCCGAACAUUCUCCAACCGGAGGAAAUUCCAGCCCGUUAUCGAGAAGCGAUUAUUAAUUACAGCAAGUAUCGUAGCGCAGGUAGUAUCGAAACAGAAGCUGCUCUGAAAGCAGCCAGAAUCUGUAUUGAACAGGGAAAAAACUUGGACGUAGCAAUGUUCCUUCAAAACGUACUUUACAUUAACCUCAACAUGAUCGAACAACAGCGGGUUCGGCGGUUUGAAGUACUCACAGAUCUGUACCAGAAAAUAGGCUACAACAGAAAAGCCGCAUUCUGCCAACGACUUGCUGCCUGGCGACACGUUGCCGUUAGUAACACCAACCCUGACUGGGGCCAAAGUUAUCGACUCAUGCUGGAAAGUUUCCCAGGGCACAAGCUCGUUCUUGAACUACAACAGGUACUCGAGAGCAACAUCGGCUGGCCGGUUUUACAGAUCGAUCUUCUCCAACAGCUGAUGGGAACGGCCAGGCGGCUGGGACAAUCGGCGUUAGCUACACGGCACAUGACAUUCCUGCUGCAAACGAUGUGGCAACAUUUGAACGCACACGAUCAAAAAGAAAUGGCACUACAGCUCCAAAAUCUCAGCUCGCAGUGCGAGGGUGCACCGGUUCCGUUGGUAUUGGAAAAUGGAACCAUCAUACCGCCCGCGAAUCUGACAGAUCUACCCUUGUGCAGUCAACUGUUGGUAAAAGAUUUGCCGUCGCACAUGAAACCGCUCAAGAUUGUUGUUGCCAAAGCCGAUAGUGGACCGUUCCUUUUCACGCCAAUCCAGUUUUGUUCCGGAGAAUUGAUAUCCGCUAAGACGACCUGGAAAAAAUAAAUUACGUGAAAUUAUCAGAUAUGUUAAAAUUUAAAGGAAAAAAAUCGUCAUCACCUGUGGUGUAACAUAGAACACCCGUUUAGUUUGCCACAGCUCGGAGCGGUUCUUCCUCAGCUGUUUCCCCGUCAUUUCGGCGGUAUCUUCCUUGGGAAUACCCAUGAUCUUGUAGCAUGCUUCGAUCUGCUGAUUUACCAGCGGUCUUGUCGGUGCCAUGAAGAUAACCUUCCCGGUUGGAUACCACCGGUAUAGAUUAGAUUGUACAUCACAACCGCUGCGAUAAAGGUUUUUCCCAACCCUUUACCCUUUUGUUCUGCUAGUUCGAUCCGUCCAGCCGUACUACUUCACGGCUUCACGGCUUUUGCACGAGGAGAUUGAAAAACAGCCACUGUUGUUUGCCACUCUAAAACAAAAACAAAAGAUUUAAAUUCAAGUUGAUGGUGACGUCAUAUAAAACACCACCACCAAAGCACGACUGUUUCGGUCAUACUUCUCAUUGCUUUUCUUUGACAAAAAACGUAAACAAUGUAAUAGGCUGUCAAAAUUUUGCCUUCCGUGCCCACUUCUUCACCGCGCCUACUUUGUGUCAAAGUUGUUCCACCCCUAGAUUUAAAAGC